CGUCGGGAAUUUAUUACACCAUAAGAUAAGAACGUUUAGCACCUUGAGAUACCACCACAAAAAAAUAAUAAAAACUUAACUCGAUCUAUUAAUUUAGCGAUUCUUACAAGGAAAAAUGAAUCAUUUUAACUCUAAUUUAAAGUUAAAACAAAAAAAUUAUCGCGUUUCGAAUUAUUGAAAUAAGCGCGAUGCCAAGUUUAAGUAGUAGUCUCGGAAUUGAAUUAAAAAAAAUGUUGUUGUGGUGAUAGUUAGACCCGCGAAAGAAAGAGAAACCAAAGUGGGGAAACCAAUUCGAUUAUACAUAAGUAUAGCCGUGGUUGUGUGGUUUGGUUUGAGUCGUUCGCGUUUUCGAGUUAGUUUCGCUAAACGAUGGUUGUUAACGACUUAUUCGUUUUUCUCGCCUUUUUCGUCACUUUGGUUUUUUCGAGACCAGAUUUUACAGCUCACGAUUAUAACCCGUCUAAACAUCUUCACGUGCAUAAAUUAAGUAUUCGAUCGGUGGAAAAAUCCAUCAACGAAGAGGAUACAAUCGAUUAUUGGAGGGCACAAGCACAAAAAACGCUUCGACGAAAAUUAAUCGAGAAACCAAAUAGAAAUCGAGCUAAAAAUGUGAUUUUAUUCCUCGGAGAUGGGAUGUCAAUCCCCACAUUAAAAGCGGCGAGAAUUUAUAUGGGGCAACUUCAAAAUAAAUCGGGCGAAAACAGUCAAUUGGCUUUCGAAAAAUUCCCUCACACCGCUUUAUCAAAAACUUAUUGCGUCGACUCGCAAGUCCCAGACUCGGCCUGCACAUCAACGGCUUACGUAACGGGGGUUAAAGCGAACGAGGGAACUUUAGGAGUAACCGCCGCCGUUCAACUCAACGAUUGCGAGGGAAGUUUAAAGAAGGAAAAUCGCCCAACAUCAAUCGCUUAUUGGUCACAAUUAAAAGGAAAAAGAACCGGGUUUGUCACCACAACAAGAGUUACUCACGCAUCACCCGCAGGUUUAUACUCGCAUUCGGCCAACCGCGAUUGGGAAUCCGACGCGUACGAAACCCCCUCAGAAUGUAAAGACAUCGCCUAUCAAUUAAUAAACGAAGAAAUAGGCAAAAAUUUUAACGUAAUUAUGGGAGGUGGCCGAAGAGAAAUGAUCCCGGAAGACUCAAUCGACGAAGAAUUCACCAACGGAACAAGAAAAGAUGGAAAAAACCUAAUCAAUCAAUGGAUUACAGAUAAAUCGAACGAAAACGCUAAAUACGUUUGGAAUCGGACCUCUUUAUUACAAUUAGAAGAAUCCCCCGAUUACCUUUUAGGACUCUUCGAGGGAAGUCACUGUAAAUAUCACUUAGACGCCGACGAAGAAGACCCAUCCUUAUCAGAAAUGACCGAAGCCGCAAUUAAAGUCUUAUCGAAGAAGCGAAACCAACAAGGUUUCUUUUUAUUCGUUGAGGGCGGAAGGAUCGAUCACGCCCAUCACGAUAGUUUGGCAAAGAAAGCUUUAGACGAAACCGUCGAAUUUUCAAAGGCGAUCGAUAAAGCUUUAGAAAUGACGGACGAAAAGGAAACUUUGAUUGUUGUUACUUCAGAUCACGCGCAUGUUAUGACCGUUUCUGGGUAUGCACGGAGAGGAAACGAUAUUUUUGGUGAUGCUGGAGUGGGCGAUGAUGGUAUUAAUUAUAGCACUUUAUCUUAUGCGAAUGGACCAGGAUACAGAAAACCUAAAAAUAAUACACGAUUUGAUCAUUCUAAAGAUGAUAAACAUGAUAAAGAUUAUUUAUUCCCAACGAUGGUCCCUUUAGAAUUUGAAACUCAUGGUGGUGAUGAUGUAGCUAUUUUUGCAAACGGCCCUUGGGCUCAUCUUUUUAACGGUGUUAUCGAGCAGAAUGUGAUUCCUCACAUUUUAGGAUACGCUUCGUGCGUGGGUAAUGGUAUUACUGUAUGUGAUGAUAAACACAAUUAAGAUAAUAAAAAAAAUCGUAAUUAUUAA
Messenger RNA from Onthophagus taurus, 1965 nucleotides. RefSeq names its product membrane-bound alkaline phosphatase-like. The record is from RefSeq and is a predicted model, not a curated record. Gene Ontology annotation, biological process: dephosphorylation. NCBI's taxonomy places the organism in Eukaryota, Metazoa, Arthropoda, Insecta, Coleoptera, Scarabaeidae. Gene Ontology annotation, molecular function: alkaline phosphatase activity.